Messenger RNA from Diprion similis, 1251 nucleotides. Its product is annotated as meiosis-specific nuclear structural protein 1-like. The coding region runs from base 23 to 1234 and encodes 403 amino acids. Lineage: Eukaryota; Metazoa; Arthropoda; Insecta; Hymenoptera; Diprionidae. Gene Ontology annotation, biological process: cilium organization. The record is from RefSeq and is a predicted model, not a curated record. Gene Ontology annotation, cellular component: motile cilium. The transcript has a single exon.
CUGUACACAGGCGUUGAUCGAAAUGGAGGGUGUAAAGAAAAACGGAAAAGGCGCUAAGCGUUACGCGCGCGUCGGCGAUAUUCGUGAUUCUAACAAGGACCUGAGGCAGUUGGAGGCGGCACUGCGCGAGGCGUACGUGGCGAAGGAGUUGCGAGCUCAACUCUGCGAGGCGGAGGCUGAGCGACUCGGGGAGCGAGCUCGAGAUCGAGCUCAAGGUGAGGCGCUACGGCGGGUCGCUGAGGAGGCGGCGAGGGCGUCGGAGGCGACAGCGAGGAUCGAGAAAUCGGUGAGAAUUGGCUACGGGCUUGAGCUACGCGAGGCGGCGGCUGAGAGGGAGCGAAAGAGAAUCGCGAGCCACGAGCUCGAGCUCAGGGAGUGCCGGAUACUCGCGGAGGUUUCACGGGCCGUGGAGGAGGCUCGGGAGGCGGACAAAAUUGCGGCGAAGCUCGAGCUCGCCCAGAGAACAGCGCGCGAGCUACGUGUGUUCACUGAAAUUAAAGAGAUCCGCCGCAGUCAGGAGGCGGAGGCUGCAGCUGUGGAGCGACUCAGAGAGCUCGAGUACGUAGCGGAGGUUGAACGGAGGACCGAGGCGCUUCGCAUGGCCAGAGAUGAGCGCGAGCUCGCGCGAGCCACGGUUAUUGAGGCCGUUGCAAAGGGCCUAUUGGAGGCGCGUGACCGGAAGUUGGAGCGGGAAGAGCUUCUGGCGGAUCUUGUUGCCGAGGAGCGGUGGCUCUUGGAGGAGGCGAGGCUCCGCGAGGAAAAACAAAGGCGCAAGAGGGCCAGGGAGGAGGCUGCGGUUGAGCUCGAACGGCAUCGCGUCAUCGUCGAAGAACGGAGACUGCGCCACGCGAUCGAGGAGGAGGAAUUUGCUGCUGCUGUUAUGCGUCGAGUCAUGGAGGACAACAGGGUUCAGAGACUCACCGCUGAGGCUAGGAGACGAAUCCAGAUCGAGUAUCGGCGCGGUCUUGAGCUCGUCAUCGAAGAGCGUAGAGCCAGGCGAGCUCAGGAGGUGCUCAGGCUUCAAGAAGAACUUCGACUAGAAAGGGCGCGCAAUGCUGCCAUUGAGAAAGGCGUCAAGGAAAUGCGUCGGAUGCUGCUUAAUCGUCACGCCGGAAACGUUGCCGAGUUUAUUGCCGCCGGAGCGUUGAGCUCGGAUGAACGCGCCGUCGUCGCCGCGAUCAUUGACACUCGCCCAAAAGACGGAGCUCAGAAGUCUGGAGUUCGAGCUGAUUGAAGAUCUCGUAUUGUUAU